AUGUUGAGAUUGGUCCGCAACACCGUUACAAAAUUGUCAAAAUGCAACUAUUCUGCAGAAGCUAUACCAAAGCCGGUGGAAUCGCCCAAGGUGCUCUAUUCUGGGAUCUUUAUCAACAAUGAAUGGCACAAAUCGAAAACGGGAAGUACCUUUGGAACUAUAAAUCCUACCACCGGCAAAGUCAUCACCGAUAUUCAGCAAGGAACUAAGGAAGACAUUGCUUUAGCCGUCGAAGCAGCUCAUGAUGCUUUUAAAUUUGGUUCGGUAUGGAGACGAUUGGAUGCAUCGGAGAGGGGAAAUCUUUUAAAUAGAUUAGCAGAUCUUAUAGAAAGGGACGCAGCGUAUAUCGCAACUUUGGAAACCUUGGACAACGGGAAACCUUACCAUUAUGCCUACUCCCUUGACGUGCUUGGCAGCAUUAAAAUGCUUCGAUACAUGGCGGGUUGGUCAGAUAAGAAUCAUGGAAAAACCAUUCCGAUGGACGGCGAAUUCCUUUGUUAUACUCGCCACGAACCUGUUGGACUGUGCGGUCAGAUUAUCCCAUGGAAUUUCCCACUUCUGAUGAUGGUAACGAAAUUUGCACCUGCUCUAUCGACAGGCAAUACCGUAGUAUUAAAACCGGCAGAACAAACACCACUGACGGCUUUGUACGUAGCACAGCUUAUCAAAGAAGCUGGUUUUCCCCCGGGGGUGGUUAAUGUAGUGCCUGGUUUUGGAGAUGCCGGUGCAGCCUUAGUCGAAAAUACCAAGGUCGACAAAAUUGCCUUUACGGGAUCGACAGAAGUGGGAAAGAAGAUUCAGAAAGCCUCUGGCGAAUUCAACCUAAAACGCACCACGCUAGAGUUGGGAGGAAAAAGCCCCAACAUCAUUUUGGCCGAUGUUGAUAUUGAACAGGCCGUCGAAGCUGCACACUUCGCCGUCUUCUUCAACCAAGGUCAGGUUUGCUGCGCUGGUUCCAGGACAUUUGUUGAAGAUUCUAUCUAUGAUGAAUUUGUAGAAAGAUCUGUUGAACGUGCCAAAAAACGUAGAGUUGGAAAUCCAUUUGAUCCUCAAACCGAACAAGGACCACAAGUAGAUGAGGUGCAACUGAAAAAAAUACUUUCUCUAAUCGAGGACGGUGUUAAGGAUGGUGCGAAAUUACUUCAUGGAGGUGAAAGGCAUGGUGAAGAAGGAUACUUUGUUAAACCUACAGUUUUUGCUGAUGUGGAGGAUCACCACGUUAUCGCCAAGGAAGAGAUCUUUGGCCCUGUCCAACAAUUAAUGCGCUUCAAAGACUUAGACGAACUAAUCGAACGUGCCAACAAAACCAACUACGGCCUUGCCUCGGCCAUUUUCUCUAAGGACAUCGAUAAGAUUAAUUAUCUAGUGCAAGGUAUAAAGGCUGGUACCGUCUGGGUUAAUACUUAUAAUGUAUUAAGCGCACAAACACCAUUCGGGGGUUACAAAGAUUCGGGCCACGGCAGGGAAAUGGGACAGUACGGAAUUAGUCAAUAUACCGAAGUUAAAACUGUAAUUACGGCGAUUCCACAGAAAAAUUCAUAAACGCAACUUUCUCUGUGAUACUAAAGGCCUGUGAAAGUAUUUGUUAACGUACGGGUUCGUAAAUUUAGCUUUUUAAUGUAUGUCAAAAAAUAUAUUUUUUUAUAUGAAUGAAUGUUAUUUUGUUGCAAAUAAAACCUUUUUUUAAGUA
This is a messenger RNA of Anoplophora glabripennis (Asian longhorned beetle), 1690 nucleotides long. RefSeq names its product aldehyde dehydrogenase, mitochondrial-like. The transcript has 6 exons. Lineage: Eukaryota; Metazoa; Arthropoda; Insecta; Coleoptera; Cerambycidae. The record is from RefSeq and is a predicted model, not a curated record. Bases 1 to 1542 code for a protein of 513 amino acids. Gene Ontology annotation, molecular function: aldehyde dehydrogenase (NAD+) activity.